CGCAGUGCAUAUCCAUUUCUUUUUGUUGCAGAGGGGUUUAUGCUUCCAUCUCUACCCCUGAGAUCUCGAAUUAUUUCUGCACGAAAUUAAAAAAAUUGGAAAAAUUGGAAAAAUGUCGUCUUUGGGUACAUCAAAAGGGGUUUUGGAGAUCGCGAAAUUUGCAGUAUACGUCACCGUUCCGAUCGGGAUGAUGUAUUUCUUCGCCAGCAACACCAAAAAUCUCCAGAAAUUCAUGGGCAAUCGUCAAUACGUUGUGUACCCACCGGAGGGGCCAAGGCCUCCAUCGCCGGAGGAAAUGAGGGAGAUGGCUCGAGAAUUAGCUCGAAUUAGAGAUGGGACCCGCUGAUGGAUUUCUCGUUUCCCUCUACGAGACCAUGAUCUUAUGAGUUUAUUAUGACCACCAUCAUCAUGUAUGUGCUGUUCCAAUAAUUUUCCAGGGACUUAUCUGUAAAUUUUUGUUGUGAGUUCGACGGAAACUAACUGUUUCAAAUACACGUGUGUAACGGUUUCGACAACAUUCGAUCAAUACACGAAAUGCUCAUUUUGCAGAGCCUGUUACUA
Molecule: messenger RNA, 561 nt
Organism: Erythranthe guttata (spotted monkey flower)
Lineage: Eukaryota; Viridiplantae; Streptophyta; Magnoliopsida; Lamiales; Phrymaceae
Product: sporulation-specific protein
Biological process (GO): mitochondrial respiratory chain complex IV assembly
Cellular component (GO): mitochondrion
Source: RefSeq, a predicted model, not a curated record